CCUGGCGGAGCACCUUCCGGCGGACCCAGCGCAGAGCCCUGGGCUCGGCUGCGGUCCGGCGGCAACCCAGGUGUGGCGGCCUCAGGACGCGGCGUGAGCACAGGAGCCGCACCCCGCGGGACCCCGGCCGCACCCCCGGAGCUCCAGGCCGCCCCGCCCCCGGCUCCGAAGGGCGUAGCUGCGUCGGGAGGAGCCUCAGCCUGGCUCGGGCGCUCAGGUGGCCCGGGUCCGCCCAAUCCUGCCAGGCAGACAUCUUAAUCCCGCUAAGAAGUAAGGGGUUAAAGCUCAGAGAGGUUGAGUGACCUGUCCAAGGUUUCCACUGGAAGGCGACCAGCACUGGGGCUUCAGUUCCUGGCCUGCACCAGCUGACAUCCUUAGUGUCCACAUUUGUGACCAUCGGGCAGCACUGGAGCGGCCUCGAGGAGGGUCGGCUCCUACACCUGCGCUUCGUUGGCCGCGGCUGAGCCCCUGGUCUUACCCCUCAGUGUGGAGACGAUGCCAAAGCUGCAGGGCUUCGAGUUCUGGAGCUGUACCCUGGGGGGGGCCCGCCACGUGGUGGCCCCCAUGGUGGACCAAAGCGAGCUGGCCUGGAGGCUGCUGAGCCGCCGCCACGGGGCCCAGCUGUGCUACACACCCAUGCUGCACGCCCAGGUCUUCAUUCGAGAUGCCAACUACCGCAAGGAGAACCUGUACUGCGACGUGUGCCCCGAGGACCGGCCUCUCAUUGUGCAGUUCUGUGCCAAUGACCCGGAGGUGUUUGUCCAGGCAGCUCUCCUGGCUCAGGACUACUGCGACGCCAUCGACCUGAAUUUGGGCUGCCCGCAGAUGAUAGCCAAGCGAGGUCACUAUGGCGCCUUCCUGCAGGAGGAGUGGGACCUCCUCCAAAGAAUGAUUCUGCUAGCCCACGAAAAACUUUCUGUCCCUGUCACAUGCAAGAUCCGUGUCUUCCCAGAGAUUGACAAGACCGUAAGGUACGCCCAGAUGCUGGAAAAGGCUGGCUGCCAGUUGCUGACUGUCCACGGGCGCACCAAGGAGCAGAAGGGGCCCUUGUCGGGCGCCGCGUCCUGGGAGCACAUCAAGGCUGUGCGGAAAGCAGUGGCCAUCCCCGUGUUUGCCAAUGGGAACAUCCAGUGCCUGCGGGACGUGGAACGCUGCAUCCAGGACACGGGGGUGCAAGGGGUCAUGAGUGCAGAGGGAAACCUGCACAACCCUGCCCUGUUUGAGGGCCGCAGUCCUGCCGUGUGGGAGCUGGCCGAGGAGUACCUGGACAUCGUGCGGCAGCACCCCUGCCCUCUGUCCUACGUCCGGGCCCAUCUCUUUAAGCUGUGGCACCACACGCUGCAGGUGCAUCAGCAGCUUCGGGAGGAGCUCGCCAAAGUGAAGACCCUGGAGGGCAUUGCCGCGGUGAGCCAGGACCUGAAGCUGCGGUGUCAGGAGGAUAUAUCCAGGCAGAAGGAGGGAGAGAAGCCUUCAGGCGGCUUGCCUUUCUUCCACUGGAUCUGCCAGCCCUACUUCCGGCCAGGGCCCAGGGAGGGGAGCAAGGAGAGCGGGGGUGCCCGUAGCAAGCGGGCCCUGGAGGAGGAGGAGGGCAGUACAGACGUCUUGUCCAAGAACAAGCAGAAGAAGAAACUGAGGAACCCCCACAAAACCUUUGACCCCUCGCUGAAGCCAAAAUAUGCAAAGUGUGAUCAGUGUGGAAACCCAAAGGGCAACAGGUGUGUGUUUAACCUGUGCCGGGGCUGCUGCAAGAAGCGAGCUUUCAAAGAGACGGCUGACUGUCCAGGUCAUGGACUGCUUUUUAAAACCAAACUGGAGAAGUCUCUGGCCUGGAAGGGGGCCCAGCCGCGGCUGCAGGAACCACAGCAGGCCAGGCCUGGAGAACCAGGGAACCUCCUGCUACUUCACACGGAAGGACAAGCUGGUCUUCCCUUCAGCCCAUGCUGGGGGCCCAGAGAUGCUGCACCAGGGAGCAGGCUCCCAGGCUGGACCUGCCCCGUCCUCACAGCCCACGUGUGUUCAAGAUGAACAAUAAAUCAUUUCAAAGACACGA
Eubalaena glacialis (North Atlantic right whale) is the source of this 2050-nucleotide messenger RNA. It is a transcript of the gene DUS1L, whose product is annotated as dihydrouridine synthase 1 like. The coding region runs from base 496 to 2025 and encodes 509 amino acids. NCBI's taxonomy places the organism in Eukaryota, Metazoa, Chordata, Mammalia, Artiodactyla, Balaenidae. The record is from RefSeq and is a predicted model, not a curated record. Gene Ontology annotation, biological process: tRNA processing. The transcript has 15 exons. Gene Ontology annotation, molecular function: flavin adenine dinucleotide binding; tRNA dihydrouridine synthase activity.